AUGCCUGCGCCGAACCUGCCCGGACAGGCUCAGCAGCAACAGCCGGAGCAGCAGCAGCAGCAGCAGCAGGAGGAGGAGGAGGGGCAGGAGAAGGGAUGGGCUUGGCAGGAUGAUCCCUGGGGAAGGUCGGGACUGAGGCGGGCAGCAUCUGACGAUGGUUCCUGGCAGGUUCUGCAGGAGAAGGUGCAGGCAACAGGUGAGACGAUCAAUGAGGAAGGGGGGACAGCAGGGGUUGGAAAGAGGAGUGUGGCUGGGUUGCUGGUGGAAGAGGAGGUGAUUGGUGUGGCUGCAGCAGGUAUUGUGGCCGAUGCUGCUGCGAUCGCGGGCGGAGAAGCAGGGGCAGCAGGAGGAGCAGCAGGAGGAGGGGGAGCAGCAGCAGGACCGGGGACACACGCUAUGGAGUUGAUUAAUCCUAGCGCGGAGUUCUGGGCUGCUGGGUAUGGGAUGGCUGAUUCAGAUGAGCAGCGGUGCGGCAAGAGGAGCCGUAUGCACACUCCUGAGCCUCAGGGGGCGGGUGAGGGGAGUUUCGGAACCUCUGAAAGGCGGUAUUCGCAAGAGGCAGGAGAGGAGAAGGAUGAUUCUGGAAGGGAGGAUGGUAGCGGGGAGGAAGGUGGAAGGGAGAAUGUUGAUGAGGAUAUUAACCUCUCUGCUGCUUUUAUGCACAACCUGAAUCUGCAGCAGGGGCAGCAGCAGGGGCAGCAGGAGGGGCAGCAAGAGGGACAGCAAGAGGGGGAACAGCAGCAUAUGCAGCAGCAGGAGCAGUUGGAGCAGCAGCAGCAGCGGCUGCAGCAGCAGAAUCAGCAGCAGCAGAGGAGGCAGGGAGUGAAUCUGGAGAGGUGGAGCAGCGCCGUGCUUCCAAGCGUGGGGAUUGAUGCCAGCAGCGCAUGGCUGACCAGUGAGGAGCCGCCACGUGUCCCAACUGAGGCCAGGAUUCAUCUCGAGGAGGUUUGGGCGUCGUGGGAGCAGCAGCAGCAGCAGCAGCAGCAGCAGCAGCAGCAGCAGCAGCAGCAGCAGCAGCAGCAGCAGCAGCAGCAGCAGCAGCAGCAGCAGCAGCAGCAGGAGGGAUGGGCGCUACAGGGAGUGAGCGAGGGGGUGAGGGAGGGAGAGUCGGACGGAGAGAGGGAGCGAGGGAGCGAGGGAGAGAGGAGGGGAGAGAAGGAGGGAGUGGGACUGGGAGAGUUGGUGCAAGUGCAAAGUGACUCACACAUGCAAGAACCCCAGGAAUCCCAAGAAGGCCUAGAAUCGCAGGAAAUGCAGACAGCCAGGAAAGCACGGAGAGAGAGGGAGGAGCGAGAGGAGAGGGAUAUGGAAGAGAUCGAGGAGUGGGAGGAUUGGCAGAAGCAGCAGGAGCUGGUAAAGCAGGAGCAACAGGAGGAUCAGGAGGAGAAGGGGGCUCAUGCAAUGCAGGAUGGAGCGAGCUUUCCUAGUGUGCACGUCCCACAAGCAGCAGACCCGAUCUCCACGCAGCUAGGGAGCCUUCUCAACGACUUCAUGCCUAUCCCAGACGUCCCUCACGCUCCCUCUGCCCCGACCUGCUCACCCCAGCCCCCCUCGCUUGCUGCGUCUGCCUUCCAGCCUUCCCACUGGCUUGAGAUUCCUGUUCCCAGCAGCGCCUCUCCCUUAAACCCGAUUAGUCCAGGCCCUUGUGCAGCAGCUGCUGCUGCUGCUGCUGAGGCUGCUGCUGCUGCUGCUGGUGGUGGUGGUGGUACUGCUGCUGGGGGAAUCGCAAGUGUACACCCUGGGACGGAGGGUUCUUCCCAUGGGUACCCUACAGAUAUGAUCGGAGCCCUUGCCCUCGCUCGUGUCCACUCUGCUGCCUUCUCUGCUGCUGGUGGUGGUGCUGCUGCUGGGGGAAUUGCAACUCUACCCCACGGACUGGAGGGAUCCCCCCCCAAAUACCCUAUAAACGCGAGUGGAUUGCUCUCCCUCGCUCGCGCCCAUUCUGCCGCCUUAUCGACUGCUUUCUCCUCUGCUGCCUCUGCAGCCACACCUAACACUCCAUUCCACGCUCCAAGGGCGCUUCCCACCUCUUCAGCAGCAGGAGUGGGAGCCGUGGCUGCAGGCACCCCCUCUGUUGGUUUCUCUAGGGCACGUGCUUAUAACGAGCGCGAUCGUGACGAAUUCGCUGCAGGAGGCGGCAUGGAGGAAGCCGAAAGCAGGCGGCUGGCUUCUGGGCAGUCCAUGGAAGACCUGGUUACCAUGUUACCCAUGUUACCAGCGCUCCCAGGGGGUUACGCAAACUUGCUCCCGGAUGUGGGAUCUGCAGCGGAGGACCCAGAGGUGGUUGACUUGGCCCGUGUGAUUCUCAGGCAGAUUGAGCAGCAUCAGAGGAACACAGCGGGAGGAAGAGGAGGAGGAAGAGGAGGCAGAGGAGCGGCAGGAGCAGGAGCAGGAGGAGGAGGAGGAAGGGGGAAUUCUGGGCAAGGCGGCUCAGGAAACGGCAUGGGGAGAGGAGCGGGUGGUGAGUCGGACGUACCGAGGAGGGAGCAGCAGAUGGGGCACCCAUCAGGGCAGGACCAGGGAGGGCAUGGUCACGGGAAUGCGGGGAGCGGCAGCAGUCCUCCGAGGGACCUUUCCUCUCGGAUUGCAGUGGCUGCGGCUCUUGCUAUAGCAGUGGCCUCUUCUCGAGCGAAUAGAGAUGCUGGUGGAAGAGGAGAGGAAGGAGAGGCAGAGGGAUUUCGAAACACAUUUGCUACCGGUGCUGGGAGGAGUGCAGAAGGUGCUGCUGCCGGUGCUGAUGCUGCCAGUGCUGGUGCUGGUGCUGCUGGUUUUGCUGCUGCACGUCCUUUCCUCUGUGAUGCUACUACUGAAUCUCGCAUGGAUUCGGAGAUGUUGGGAGCGGUGGGAGGGGAGAGCGGCAACCCGCAGCACCAUGACGUGUUUGCGCUGUUGGGAGGAGGGGAUACUGUCAGCAUUAGUGACUUUAUGGGAGAUGGGGAUGGGGUUGGCAAGUGA
This is a messenger RNA of Closterium sp. NIES-65, 2955 nucleotides long. The record is from the annotation of a GenBank genome assembly. NCBI's taxonomy places the organism in Eukaryota, Viridiplantae, Streptophyta, Zygnematophyceae, Desmidiales, Closteriaceae.